Volvox carteri f. nagariensis is the source of this 1656-nucleotide messenger RNA. It is a transcript of the gene itnpA2, whose product is annotated as Idaten transposition protein. NCBI's taxonomy places the organism in Eukaryota, Viridiplantae, Chlorophyta, Chlorophyceae, Chlamydomonadales, Volvocaceae. The transcript has 5 exons. The record is from RefSeq and is a predicted model, not a curated record. The coding region runs from base 1 to 1656 and encodes 551 amino acids.
AUGGUGCUGCAGCAGAUUCUUUGUUCGGUGUCAUACCUUCUGGAUGAUGCAAUCCCCCUUUGCACCCAAGAAGAGCUAUUAGAUGCCGUGGCACAUGCUCUGUCCCUAAUGGAGAUCUAUUUCCCAAGUACAGAGUUGGACAUUAAGGCCCAUAAUUUACUGCACCUCGUCGAACGUCUUUUCACCCUUGGUCCUUCGUAUACAACGGCGAUGUGGGGCUAUGAAGCACUCAUGGGGCGGCUAGUGAAGUUGGUCAAAAAGGAAGUUGUGUACCUUUAUAUGUGCUUAAAAGUGUCUGCCUCUAUGUGUACACAUGUGCAAGAUACCGUUUCCAGCAAUCAUUUCGUCUGCUGUCACCAUGCAUGCUUUUUGAAUAUCAUUCAUCGCACACUCUGCACGAUUUGCUUUCCCACUCCAUCCCAGACAGAUUCACCAGAAGUCACAGUUAUGCGGUCUUGGUAUAUUAUUGAACGAGCACUCAAGUAUGCUUACCGUAACCAAAGCACAGUCAUGCUAGAUGGUAUCCUUCCCAAGGGAGUAGCAGUUACUAAGGAGAUACACAGCUACUGGACCUGGCGCAAUGAAAAGGCUCCCUCAGUUGAGCCUUUGCGCAUCGAUGGAGCUGGUGGACUUAGGCUCCUGGCAUCCUUAUCAUCUGUCCAACGCUCCCAGCUACAUGAAAUGUACAUUCAACAUGACCCAAGAUACAAGGAACUGUGGGCUGCAUUUCUGGAGUGGCUAUGGGCUCAGUGGCCUGACCAUGAUACCAGUGCUGGGGCCAUCCAGGACUCGGUACUAAGGAACUUGUGGCCGUUGGAAAUCUGGCGCACUAGUGAUGCACUCAAGGAGCCAUACAAAUUUGAUGUACCACCAAGCUUCAGUGAGCGUCUUGCAGGUGUACGCUUAAAUGACUGUAUCGACAUCAAAGCUGUGUACCGGCGUAGCAAGGAUAACUCCCAUCCAAAUGAUGUGCAUACAUGGUUCAUGUGCAGGAAGUGUGCCGCUGUGCCAGAAAUUGGAUGCUGCUUCAAGUGCUGGCACCCAGGGACUUGGGGUCCCAGCAAGUACCUGUACGGGCAGUUUUUUCGCUAUCUGAGCAAAGCUUCCCCAUUGCGAAGGCUGUCAGCUGACCUCAAUAAUGCCAUAAAGUGGUCAUGGAGAAAGGUCCCCGGUGCUGCAUCGAUGACAGGACCAAGGAAGUUCGAUGUUGACGACAGUACCAUUGUACGUGCUGCUUGGAACUCACAGGCCCUGUAUGCACCAGAGCGUACACAGGAAGACCUGGUCCGGCAAAUCAAGGUACCAGAGAUCAGGGUUGAUGAUGACACUGAUGCUGGCCCUGAGCUCACGACUUCAGCACGGGGAAGUUUAUCAGACAUCAGUUCGGAAUACUUCCCAGAUGAUCAUGAUGAUGACGAUGACGUUGAUGAUGAUGAUGAGUUUCAGUCUGCAGACGUAGAUGACAGUGAUGUUCACAGUGAUAUGGACGAUGAUUUAUUUCAUGGCAUCCCACCUAACGUUCAAGAUGCAGAGAUGCAGCAGCCAAACCGGUCCUGGCGUGACAGGUUGCUUACAUCGGUUCCUGGAUUCUCAACUAGGAGAGGCCUGCAGUACGAUCCCAUGCAUACAAUCGGCCAAUUUAUGCUCAGCUGUUGA